AUGGCGAACGGCGGGCAGAGAGUCGUGCUGAUCACCGGCUGCUCAUCCGGGAUCGGACUGCGUAUCGCCGUCACGCUGGCCAAAGAUGAAAAGAAGCGGUACCACGUCAUUGCCACCAUGCGUGACCUGAAGAAGAAGGACAAGCUUGUGGAGGCAGCCGGAGAUGCAUACGGGAAAACACUGAUGUUGCUUCAGCUAGACGUGUGCAGUGACGAGUCGGUGAAGCAGUGUGUCAACAGCGUGAAGGACCGACACAUUGAUAUCCUGAUCAACAACGCCGGCGUGGGCUUGCUCGGACCUGUGGAAAGCAUCACGAUAGACGAGAUGAAAAGAGUAUUUGAAACCAACUUCUUUGGCGUGGUCCGCAUGAUUAAAGAGGUGAUGCCGGACAUGAAGAAACGGCGCUCGGGACACAUUAUCGUCAUGAGCAGCGUCAUGGGUCUUCAGGGAGUCGUAUUCAAUGACGUUUACACUGCAUCGAAGUUUGCCAUGGAAGGAUUCUGUGAGAGUAUGGCUGUGCAACUGAUGAAAUUCAACAUCAGGUUGUCCAUGAUUGAACCCGGCCCAGUGCACACUGAGUUUGAGACAAAGAUGAUGGACAAUGUGGCUAAGAUGGAGUAUCCAGGAGCGGACGCAGACACCGUUCGUUAUUUCAAAGACGUAUACCUGCCAUCCUCCAUCGACAUAUUUGAAGCUAUGGGACAGACACCGGAGGAUAUAGCCAAGUGCACAAAAAAGGUUAUUGAAUCAAGCAGCCCUCGUUUCAGAAACCUGACCAACAGCCUGUACACACCCAUCGUGGCCUUAAAAUACGCAGACGAGACUGGCGGCCUGUCUGUCAACACCUUCUACAACCUUCUCUUCAACUUCGGGCCUCUAAUGCACAUCGCCAUGAGCAUCCUCAAGUGUCUGACGUGCAGCUGCCUGCGUAGACGCACCAUCUCACCCAACUGAACGGGGCGCUCGCCCGCCUCUUUCCUCCCUUUGCCAACACCACCCGCUCCUUACAUCUGUCACUGCGGCUGUGGGCGAAGCAAGUAGACGAGAGCCUGCAGCGAGGAACUGUCUUUAAAUUCAGAGACACUGCCAUGAUAAGCUUUGCCCGGCAACUUGCACGAUUGCACAGGGUUGUCACGGAGAUGUUGCAUGCAGGGUUGCACACACGCCUGGUGGUGGUGUACAUAACGUGUCUUACCGAGAAGGCCGUGCCUUAGUGUUCAUUUUGUUGUUUUUGUUUUGUUUUUUGCUUAUCUAGGGUGGAAUUGAACUGGAAGUGGAUAGAUGUUUAUGAGAAGAUAAUGUUUGAGUCCCAACGGACAGACGACAAGCACAAAAAAAUUAACUCAGUUACAGAGAGUAGAAUCACAGAGAAAGUGUAAUUUGUAGCUUAUUUAAGUACAAUAUGCGGUCAGGCUCACAGGGUUUAGAACAUGAAUCAAAAAGAUGCCCUUUUUUGAAUGUGUGCCUUACCACAGUGUUCUCAUUGUCAUAACUGCUGUUAAAUCAUACUUUGAUUUCUUUUCUUUCUUGAACUGAAUAUUUGGUUUUAAAGGUUUGUGGAGUAUGUCAGACUUUUCUUUUUGGAUUCUAACAAGUUGAUUUAGAAAUAAAGUAAUUUCUAAGUUACAAUGAGAUGUUUUCCUUUUAAGGAUAUAUCAAAAAUAAAAUAUCAGUUUUUGGAAAAAUG
Molecule: messenger RNA, 1687 nt
Organism: Thalassophryne amazonica
Lineage: Eukaryota; Metazoa; Chordata; Actinopteri; Batrachoidiformes; Batrachoididae
Gene: rdh8a
Product: retinol dehydrogenase 8a
Exons: 6
Coding region: 1-954 (317 amino acids)
Biological process (GO): estrogen biosynthetic process
Cellular component (GO): cytoplasm
Molecular function (GO): estradiol 17-beta-dehydrogenase [NAD(P)+] activity
Source: RefSeq, a predicted model, not a curated record